AUGGGUUGGCAGCUGGAGCUUGAAAAAAAGCUUGAGAAAGUAAAGGGAAAUGAGGAUUUAUGGGUUGUUAUAGAAGAUGGAAUAGUUGAAAUUCUAGAAAGAGAAGAGGGAAAUGAGCCAAUAAAGAUAGGUAAAAGCUUAAAAAGAAAAAUUUUUGAGAUUUUAAAAGAUUCUUUAAAAGAUAACAAUUGGUCUUGUUGUAAUAGUUGUUUAAGAUUUGUGUGGACAUUGAUACAGUAUAAAAGUUUGAAAUAUAAUGAUGUUGAUGAAAAAAAUAUUAAGGUCCUCAUGAAUGUGUACUAUUCAAUAGUAUCCGUAUCUCAGAAAAAUCAAGUUGUAGAAUUGGAAUUUGCUACAUUAUUAAGAAAUAUUACAGGGUUUUUUAUGUCAUGGGUGGAUGAAUAUUAUUUGGAAAUCAGUAAGAUGGAUAUAGAGGAGGCUGGAACAAGGUACAUUAAUGACCAGACUCCGUUUUUUAUGAAAGAUAAGGUAAUGCUUGAAAAGUAUAUCCAUAGCUUAUUUGAACUGUUAACAAUGAUUGAACCAAAAAGGUCAAAUUGCAAUGGAGUUUUAGAGUAUUUAUAUAUUGGUCAUAGUUUUAUACUUUCAAGUAGAUAUGCAGCAGAAACCUAUACAAUGAUACAGCAGAUUUCAAGCAUUCAGAAAUCUAACUGUUAUUUGCCUUCUUCAUUUAUGGAAAUGUGUGUAAAAAGAUUUUUGUCAUGUCCAGAUUUUGAUUUACAGCUUAUAUUGGGGGAAUUGAUUUGGAGGGUUUUAAAAAAAUCAAACUAUGUAAGGGGUUACUCUCAAGGAGAUAAUGAAGAAUAUAGCUUUAUUGAAAUAUUUAGAUCAUCAUGGCCAGAAGGUUUAAUACAGAUUAGAUAUAUUGGAACGGAGAACUUUGAUUUCUCUUUUAGGGGAUUAUUAACUCCAUGGAACAAAACUUGCAACGGAAAUGGAAAAAAUAUUUGGUCAUUGUCUGGGGUAUUAAUUCAGAUGCAGGGUUUAGAAAUAAAAUUGGUAACAGUAAUUGAUAUAUGUGCAUUUAGUAUUGUAUUUCACAGUGAUAUAGAUGAAGAGGAAUUCCAAAGUAAUCAAUCCAGAUAUUCAAAUGAGAUGGGGAACACAGAGGAAAAAGAUUUAAAGCCAUUUGUUUCAACAGCUGAAAUACCUUAUUGGACUAUUCAAUCUGUUGUAUACGAUGAUGAUAAGAAUAAUCUUCACAUAAAUGUGGUUUUUAGUGAAAUUCUGGAAAUAAGGCAAAGCUGGACAGGUAUCUUUUCAACUAAUAUUGAGAAUUUACAAAGUAAUCCCAAAAUGAAGAAUGAAAUACUUAAAGUAUCAUUAAAUAUUGAUGAAGAGCAAGCAUAUCAAAUAAUGGGUAUAUUUAAGGCAAGUAAGAUCGAAAAGAUUCAAGGGAUGAAACAUAUAGAAACACCUUCAAAAAAAGUUUCAAUAGUGGAUUCCAGAAUGGUUUCAAUUAAAGAAUUGAAUAAAAUGGAUCAAAAUAAUAUUAUUUUAGAAAGUGUUGAGAAUAAAUAUCGAAAUUUUGAGAAUGUUAAGAUGUCAAUUGCUACAUCAAAAACAACCUCAAACAAAAACAAUUUAUAUGAUCAAGUUGAUAAUAAUGGGAAAAGGGUUAGCUUUGUUUCAUCUAAAGAGUGUAAUCAGGCAGAUUCUGAUAAGAGGAGUAGUAGUUUGGUAAUUAAAGAAUUGGAAAAAGAGAAUAUAAGAUUAGAUUCGAAUACUUCAGAAUCUCAAAAAAAAAAGAGCAAGGCGGAUGUAAUAAUAAUUGGAUUAAUCAAUGAACAGAAGAAGCUUACUCAGGAGAUAAUGAGCUCUGAGAGUUCUUCUGAAAGCUCAGAACCUGAUUUAGAUCUUACUGAGAAAGAGGCUCAAGAAGAUACUAUGAAUAUUUCUAAUGCUAAAUUAAUAGAUAAAAGUAAAGAAACAGAUAAGAAAGUAAAAUUAGAAGCCAAAAAAGAUGAAAGAAAUUUAAACAAUAAAGUCAUUGAUAAUUUUAAAGACUAUGAUUUAGAAGGAAAUAGGGUUGAUAAUAAAGGAAAUAAGUGUAUUCGGACAUCUAAGAACCCUAAAUUAAAAGUAAUGAGUAAGACUUUAAAUGAAAAUGAGAUAGAUAUUAAAAUUGGAAAAGAAAAUGGAAGGCUUGAAUUAGAAGAAGAGAAUAAGGAGAAAAGAUCAAAUCUAAAUAAUUUUAAAGUUUUGGGUUCUGUAUUAGAUGAGAAUAGUAAGGAUUCACACAAACUUGAAUGUAACAAUGUAAAGACAACAAGAGGGUUAAAAAAAAAGGAAAGAACCAACAAAGAAGUCCAGUCAUGUAAAGACAAGGAGGAAAAGGCAAAUAAAAUGGUAAAGGCUACUUCUAAAAAGUUUAUAAACCUUAAAAAAGGAAAGAAGGUAGAGACUAAGGGAAAAGGGAUGGAUGAAGAGAAGACAAUCAACGAAGAAAAUUUGGGAAAAAAAGAAGAGGAAGAAUUAAGAAAGAAUAAAGAAAAUGAAGAGCUCAUGAAAGAGAAAGAAGAGUUGAGAAAGAAAAUGGAAGAAGAACUAAAAAGAAAGAAGGAAGAGGAACUGAGAAAGAAAAUGAAAGAAGAAGAACUUAAGAGAAAGAAGGAAGAAGACCUUAAAAUAGCAAAAGAGGAAGAACUAAAAAGAAAAAAGGAAGAGGAACUGAGAAAGAAAAUGGAAGAAGAAGAACUUAAGAAAAAGAAGGAAGAAGAGCUUAAAAUAGCAAAAGAGGAAGAACUUAGGAGAAAAAAAGAAGAGGAACUGAGAAAGAAAAUGGAGGAAGAAGAACUUAAGAAAAAGAAGGAAGAAGAGCUUAAAAAGGCAAAGGAAGAGGAACUUAGGAGAAAAAAGGAAUAUGAGUUAAGAAAGAAAAUUGAGAAGAAAGAAGAAAUUAAGAGAAAAAAGCAAACGAAUAACGAAAAAGAACAAGAAAAGAAUAUAAUAAAGGCCAAACAUAAUGAAAUAGAAGGUGUUUCAAAAUUGAAUUUAGCUGAAAAUCGCUUUUUAGAGAAUAAUGUGGAUACAUUUAAUGGUUUUAAAGAUAAUCAUGAUGGAAAAGAAGAAAAGAAAGUUAAUUUCCCAAUAUCAACUUUAGACCAAACAAAUAAAAGAGCAUCUGGGCUAAAAAGAGGCAGAUUUAACAAGGAGUAUAAUGAACUGAAGAUAGGUGUAGCUCAUGAAAGAAUUAGUUACAAUACUGUACGAGACAUAGUUUUUGGAAGAAAAAGUCCAGAGAAGAAGAAUUCAAAUCCAGAAGUGAGUGUUGAAUUCAAGGAAAAUAAAGAACCUCCAAAAAAAGGAAAUAAAAAAAAGAAUGAGGUAUUUACUCCCGUAAUAAAGAAAGUAGAAGCUCCAAAAGCUUUUGAGGAUAGUAUAGAUAAAGAAAAGUUGAAGAGUAUAACUAUGGAAAACGAUACUACUUGCCCAACAAGAAUUAAAGCAAGAGACGAAAAAGACAAAGAUGAAGAGGAGAAGAAUAAGAUGAUCAUAGAAAAAGGAAAAACCAAACAAAUUGAAGAGAAUGACGGGGAGAUUAGGUCAAUUGUUCCCAUAGAAAUAGCAGUUCUUGAUAACGAUUACCCAAUUUUGGGUAGUUUUGACGAAUUCAAGGAAUAUGAAGAAAUUGAAAUGAAAAAAAGAAAGUAUUCAUCUGAUUCUAGAUCAGAUAAAUUAUUGAAUAUGUGGAUUUCAGAAAUUAAAGGAACAAACUCUGAUCAAAUUUUGCAAGAUUCUAAUGAUAAUGAAGAGAAAACUCCAAGAAUCAUUAAUAUUGGGUUAAAUAAUAAAAAAAAGAAUAAAGUGAAACAAAAGUCAAGGUCAAAAAUAAAGGAGGUAGCUGAAAAUUUAUAUUGUUUGGAAGGAAAGAAAUCUCCAGAAGUUUAUUUUGAUAAAACAGAAAAUUACGAUACGGAAGAGAGUAAGUCAGUAAUAUUUUCCGGAAUAAAUAAAAUACUUGAGCAAGUCACAGAAGGUGAAAAUAAAGGUUUUAGCUCAUUGAAUUCAGCAGAUCUCUGUGAUAACUUAUCAUGCAUAACUGGAACUGAGAUAAUUGAAGACAUAGUGGGGAAAUCAAAAAAAAGAGGAUUCUGUGAUUACUCUUUAAAGUCUUUCAACUCUGUUGGUAAAAUGUCCAUAGAAGAUUCUAUUUAUAGUCCAGAUACAACUUUUGAUGAUAAUAUUACGGUAACUAAUUACAGUUUUAUAGUUAAGAUGAAAGAGAACGACAAUAAUGAAAGUAAUAAUCAGAGUGAAAGUUAUUGUGGAUUACCAUCUGAACUUUGUAUUUCAAACGUUAAAUUAGAUGAGAAUAAACAACUCGAGAAUGCGUUGGCAAAAUUAGAAACAACUAGUAAAGGGCUCUACGAGAAGUGCCAAAAGAAAUUGGAAACUUACUUUUUAUUAAUUAAAAGCCAUAUUGAGAAUAUUUGGGAUAAGAAAAUUAACAUAUUUGCUCAAAAAAGGAAGGAACUUACCUUAAAAGUUGAAGCAAAUCGAAUUCAAAUAGAAAAUGACUAUUUAAAUUUGAAAAAAAAGUAUAUGACAGAUUUACAAAUCAUUGGUGAGAAAAUUAAUAAGGAAAAGACAAAGCUUAAGAGGGAGAAUUUGGAAAAGGAUAAAAAUACAGAUGGGCAAGAACAAGGUAAAUUAUCUAUUGGAAAGAAAGUCUUAUUUGGGUUAAAGGAAGAAAUUGAAAGAGAAAAAAAGAAAGUACAAAACAGCAUCAAAUUAUUAUCUGAAAAAAAACAGAUGGAGAAAAAUAGGUAUAGAAAGUCCACAACAAAAAAGUUGGAUUUAAGACAAAUAUUGAAAAGUAUGAUAAUUAAUGAAGAAAGUGAAUAA
Molecule: messenger RNA, 4869 nt
Organism: Cryptosporidium ubiquitum
Lineage: Eukaryota; Apicomplexa; Conoidasida; Eucoccidiorida; Cryptosporidiidae
Exons: 1
Coding region: 1-4869 (1622 amino acids)
Source: RefSeq, a predicted model, not a curated record